This is a messenger RNA of Gallus gallus (chicken), 13091 nucleotides long. It is a transcript of the gene CCDC186, whose product is annotated as coiled-coil domain containing 186. Gene Ontology annotation, molecular function: small GTPase binding. Gene Ontology annotation, cellular component: trans-Golgi network. Gene Ontology annotation, biological process: vesicle cytoskeletal trafficking. NCBI's taxonomy places the organism in Eukaryota, Metazoa, Chordata, Aves, Galliformes, Phasianidae. The transcript has 16 exons. Bases 6469 to 9228 code for a protein of 919 amino acids. The record is from RefSeq and is a predicted model, not a curated record.
GAUCAGGAGAAACCUAGUGCUACCUUGAAGGAAUUCAUUCAAUGCUCAACUACUUAACUUGUGACUUAAGCGAAGUUGAAAUAUGAGUAAUCCUCGUCUUCUAAAGUACUUGACUCAUGCUAAAAGAAUUGGCGGUAUACUGAGCUUUGUACCUUGACACUGCUGUGGGGUCACACAGUCAGCAUUUAUAUAAAGAUUUGAAGGAAAAUAAUUGAGCUUAAGUAUUAAACUGAUAAAAACAGGGAUAUCUAGAGAGUAUCCACUGUGUAUCCACACACACCUGCUUCUUUCUCUCCAGGAUUUUAAAUCAAAGCAAGUCUUUGUGUGAGCUGCAGCAGGGAGCUAUGUCAAGUUCUGCCUGGUCUGGAGAACUCGCUGUCCCAGCACACAGUCAGCUUUACUGCUUCUAUAGUGAAUCACACAAACCCUAUCUGCACUGGAGUCCUCUAGCUUUUCAGUGUAGAUAGGACUGUUGUUACAUCUUCCUUCUCAGUACUACUGGCUGAUAUCUCAUUAAGUCCUGUGUAUUUUGCUUAAUUUAGAACCAGCAUCUUGUAUUUGAAAUAGGGUGAAAGUAAAUUAGUGGUGGGAGAGUUCAGCACAGGUGAGACUUGAGUGGUUUUCUUCUGUUUCCUCCAUGGUACACUGAUGGCCUUCCUGUAUUUUGGUUGCAGAAGACCUCGUGGUCAUCCUCUGUCAGUUUUGUGUGGUAAGCAGGCAGCGUUGGUGAACAUCAUCUCUUCUGAAGCCGUUCAGUUUCUGUUUUUCUCUUAAAUAUUUUGGUGUUUUUUCAACCCUGCUUAUUCUGUUGUUUCAUCACUUCUAAAACUGGGUGGCAUGCUGCUUUGCUUAUGUAACCAAGAGAACAGGUGGCUUUUUUUAAAGCCUUUGAAUUUAUAUGUCACCUGCUAGUUUAUGUUGAAAUAUCUGGCUUUGUGCACCUUUCUAUCCCUGUCCCUUUUGAUUUAGCUGAAUUGCAUAGCAAAGGAGAUAAGUUUCUCUUACUUCAGUUUGCCACGAGUUCAGAAACCCAUACAGAUAGGGAAGGUUAGUGAGUUUUACAAGCUGUCUGAAGAGACUGCUGCUUAAGGGUGUUUACUUAGAUUUUUAUGAUGAAUCUCCAGUGGAGAUUACUUUGGUGUGAUGCCAUCUAGAAAAGCAAAGUAAAUAACAGCAGCAGUUGGUCCAGUACAGGGUUUGAGAAAGGACUGAGAAAUAAUGAUUUCAAAUUACAAUGUAGAGAUAGUUGCUGUGAAGCAAGUUGGGGGAGAGGGGACAGUUCUAUAGGUAGGUGUUUUCCUUUAAAUAUACUGACUUUGGAGAUGUGCAGUGUUUACUUAUAGUACAAGCUACAGUGGCACUGUGACUGUAUACAUGUUGAGGUGAUGUCCAUCCUGAGAUCCCUACUUCUGGCAUUGUGGGCUUCUUGUGUCAGUGGCAUCAGAUUUUUCUGUUGCUUAUCCAUUUGCCUGGCCUGAUGGUGGUACUUCAUACCCUGCUGACUCUUGGCAUCAUCUGCUCAUGAGCCAUGGAAUGCUUAAUCACUUCUCCCCUUGUUCCCCACCUACACUCUGAAAUGUACCGUGGCAGCUUUGGGUCAUUAGACUUCAGUCCAUUGCUUAAAGGAAGUUUGAGUACUCUGUUGUGACAGAUAUAACAUGAAGAUGGCUUUGUAAAUUUAGGUUAUAAUUCUGCUUAAAAAUAAGGUUUUUUUCUGAUGCUAUGAAGCUUUGGCUGGAUGCUUUUCGUAUUUCCAGAAGUGGAGAGUGCAUGUGGUUGUGGCUAAUGAUGUGAGAACUGUGGUUCUGUGAUGUUUUUUUAAUUGUGUGCAAGCCUAUUUGGUGGAGAGGGGGUGAUGCUGUCUUUGCCAGUGUGUCUGCUACAAGGUCUCAUAGCACAGCUAUGGGGGAAAGCUUUUAUCCAAACGUGAUGCAAACCGUUUAUUGUUGAAAGAAACUGACGUAAUUGGUUGCAACUGACAAAUUAUUGUCUAAUGGGUGGUGGUUGGGUAUGUCUGGUAUUCAAUAUACUGCAUUUAUCAUAUUAACUUCUGUUAACAGAAUGUUUACUCCUCUUUCAGAAGCUUAUGUGCCUCAGAGUCACUUAUCUCAAUACUCUUCACUCUUAAAAUCCACUCUACUUUGAACAAGUCUUUGUUAAAUGUGUGCACUCCAGAAGCAUUACUCCCUCUCUCCCUUUCUUCUCCCCCUUUCUCGACUGUGUAGCUACGCUUUGCAGCCUAAAUAUGUUCUUUUUCUGUUCCAGCAGUGAUUUUUAUCUCGUGGGACCUAAACGAGCCAGUCUGUUUGCUUACAAUACCACCCUAGACACACACUUCUGUCCUGUGCUCUAUUUCUGGUAAAAGCCCAAAUGUGACAGUUUCUAGGUGACAAGAUACAGUUUCUUUUUUCCCUUAUUGUCAGUAAAUUUUCUCUAAAGCCCAACUUAGAGAGUAUUUCCUGUAGUUCUGUCAUUUAGUUUCCUUUAGAAGUGUUUUGAAAUUGUCUGAAAAUAAAGCCUCUUUGUUCUCCAUUAAUAGAAGAAUGGCGUGGCUUGGCCCAAGCUGUGUUUUAUGAAAUAUAACGUUAAUAGUGCAUCUGCAUAGGGAGUUCUUUGUGGUCUGGGAUUUACAAGAGUUCUGUUCAUUUUCCUUAAGGAGACCGAAAAGACAGGUGGUUUGAAAUGGCAUGGUACUGACUUAAAGUGUACCAAGUUGUCGGUGCAUGUCUGUAGUAUUAGGCCAGCAGCCUGUAGAAGGUUGUGUUCCCCCUUAGAUUGUGCAGACAGUGGGAAGCUCAUAGAGCAUUACUUUCAUUGUGAAUUACCUUUCGUUGGCUGGGAAAUACGUAGCAGAGAGUGAAGAUUUUUAUGAUAUAAUGGGUUGCCUGAUUGACACAGCCCAAGGCAGAAUGUGUCAAGAACAUCUCUAAUGAGUAGAAUGUAUGUACUUGUCAGUGGAGGAGAAAGAGAAGAUUGCAUGUUAUAGAAACAACUUUUUUUUCCCAUGGUCAGUGAAUGGAUUCUGAGUUGAGAACUUGUUUUUGCUUUGUGACUGAUAAUAGGCAGAAUGAAGCAGAAGAGGAGAGCAGGAAGAAGAAAAUGCUUUAACUUUGCAGUUAAAAGGAUAGAUCUUAACUCUGUUAAUACCAAGAAAAUAUAGAAUUCUUAAAUUUUCAAAUGGUGUUCUUCUAGUUCAGUUGAAUAGAGGGAUUAGGAUGGUGGUUCAAUGUAGGUAUUGUUUGAAAUUUUUUUUAUUCAUAGUCUUGUUAAUAGAGUUGUACCUGUAGAAGCUCUCUGUUGCUAGCAUGUGUUCUGAUACCUAUGCAUUUAUUAAUAGGAAUGUCUAAUCACGUUACACACUUGUUUUAUAUAUACACUAAUAAAUCUUGGAUUACUAAGCAAUCAAAUAAAUGUUCAGAGAUAUCAUCACUAGCUCUGCUGGUAAUUCUUUUUCUAUUUCCCUGUAAAAAUACAAUUAUAAACAAGUACCUAACUGACAUAAUGCAAUGCAUCAUCGUAGUAAGGAUAUAGUACUGUAGUUAUAUAUGCACAUUAUUUCAGAGUUCAAACUAACAUGGUGUAGCACGUUAUGUGCUCAGGUUGCAGAAGUGAGAGCAAAUCUUGUCUAAGAAAAAGAGCUGCUUGACUUGUCUGCUUAGCAGCUGGAUUUAAUGGGACAAGUUAAGACCUUUAUCUUACUAGCUGGUAGUUUACAGAUCAGGUCUGUACUGUUAAAGUAGCUAAAUAUUAAACAUUAUUUGACUAGAUUUUUAAGUCAUUUAAAACCUCGAGAUAGAUUACGUGCAGACAAUGGAAUGUAAAUGGAUAUAAUCUAGAUGAAUUCCAAUAGACUGUAAGUUUUGACUUCUUACAUGCAGUAGUUCUGCAAGCAUUUUUGUACAUUAAGACCUUAUCUAUGAGUAGCCCCUGAGGCCAGGGCUUAACAGUCUCUUACAGUGCCUGCUACUAAGCUACCUAGAAGAAUUUUUCUUUUUUUGUCACUUUACAGGAUUAUGUGUCAAGGUAUUUGAAGUUCACCAUAGAUCAAUACCUAUCUUGUAGCAGAUGCUUCACUGAAGAGCUUGAAUGUCUGUCACAUUAGGGUUUUUAUCACCUGAUUAGCAGGGUAUAGAGAAUGUUUCUCUGUUCUAAAGACAGUGAGUGAAAAAAGCACUGCUCAUUUCCGGAGUCUUUGCUUGCUUUCACAUAUGACUGUGAGACAUUUCUUCCUUUAGAAGUUGCUGUGUUGUUCAUCGUAUCUGCAGGCUAUCAAAAUCUUCCUGAUUUUAAUCCCAGUCAAUUUUGCUACCAGCAAUUUGGCAGACAAGCACAUCUCAGUUACAGUAGUAUGAGAGAAGGUUGCAAGCCUUAUAGUUAUAGCCAUUAAUGUUCUGUGUGCUGUGGCAGAAGUUAAACUACUUCUUUAAGUACUAAUGCAAUAUUUAAAUUGGAUAUAAUAUGCUGAUGCAGAUGUAAACUUAAUUGUUGCAAAUCCUGUGAGAUAAUGGAGGAGGACUGUGUGCUUCUUUGAAAAACACAUCAGCAAAGAUCAAAACAGUCUCUAUGAAAGAAGAAAAAGCAACCAACCAAAGUUUUGCUUUUUGUGAAUGUGACAAUUCCGUAGUGUAAAAACACAGUGAGGCAUUUGGGUAGGUUGUGCUCAGUUCCACGGGGCUGCAGGGGAGGCUGGCUAGUUGGGUGUUCCUCCUCCUCAUAUCACAAAGUUUUGAAUCGGGCGUUACCUCUUGCUUUGCUUUCUGUUUCUGUGCUGUGGGAAGACGCAGACAACUGCCUUCUGGGCUUUGUGCAGUAGGGCAGGAACCUGCUACAGAUGUGUGCAAGCAGGGAGGUGUGGGACCAGCUGGGUGGAGGCCUGCUCAGACCCUCUGUGUGAGUGCUAGGCCUGGCAGGGAGCCUCACGGCCAGGGCAACUUGGCACGUGUUACACCGAACGUGCAGCACUCUACGGAAAUGACUGGGUAUUCCAGGCAUGUAAGCAGGCACGCUGGGGCUGGGCCAAUCUUGAAUGUGGUAACUGGAGAAGUUUCUGCCCUGGGCAUUUUACGGAGACUUGGUGGUGGUUACAUCCUGUUGUGGUGCAGGCAGCAGAGGGCUGUUGUGCUGGUGUCAGACCUCACAGGGAAGUGAUGGAAGAGCGGGGUACUUCUGCUGUGUUGCUCAGGUGUUCGGUCACUGAGGAAGGAGCAGAGCAGCUGGUUGAAGCUGGAGAAUGCAGUGCGUAUCUGGCAGCACUUGGCUUUCACUGAUUCCUAGGCGCAGGCCUGCCUUCGUGCAUUAAUAACAUAGUGCUAAGUGAAGCAGUUGGUUUGCAUUUUUCAUUGUUUAUGGCACCUUCUGAAGGUAGUGUAAAAUACACUAAGAUCACCAAGAUAUCUUUUCUCCAUGCAGUAUUAGGUGAGAAAGUGAAACCACAAUUUCAUUAUUUCCCGAAAUUUUGGAAGAGUCAUUUAUAGCAAUAUGUAAGAUAGUAGAAGCUGGAUGCAAAACAUAGAAAAACCACCAGCUACUGUCUAAUUAGGUACCUGGCUUGAGAUCUGCUAUAUUUGCAUGUGUGGUGUGAAUUGGUAGCAUUUCAUUUCAGCUGGCUGCAGCUAGGCUAGUGGGGUUGAUGUUGUUAAGCUACUUUAGCAUGAAGGGUUUUGUGUACAAAGCAGGAGCUUUUUCUUGACAAUUGUUACUGCAGUUUUCUGUCUGGUCUUAUCUACUAUAUUUUGGUGCCUGAGGUGGAUGUGACAAACUUGGACUAUGCAGGAGACCUAUUUGAUGGUCAGGGUGGACUGGCAUUAGCAGUUACUCCAAUAUGAAGAUAAAUUCUGAUCCUAUGGUUAAGUUUUAUUUCUAUUUAAAAGAUAGUAGUUCAAAUAUGAAAACUUGUCCUAUUUAGUGGCAGAAGGAGAAGAAUUGUUUAGGGCAUGAACAGCUUCACAUAGAUGUGAGUGGAUAGAUGUAAUUAUAUAGUAUAUUAUAUACAAAUAUAGUAUAUUAUAUACAGUAUAUUGGCAUUGGAAAGGCUGGGAAUGCUUUUAAUGUAGUAACUUGUAUUCUGGGCAGCACUGAAAUGUAGAGCAGGUCUGGAAAUACUGAAUGCUCAUAAUGUACUCUUCAUGCUUUACCAGAUCAGUGCAGUCACUGUUUGAAUUCCCCACGCAUUAAUUCAAAACCUACACUUUGUUCACAGUUGAUGACGGCCCAUCGUACAUGGAGUCAGUGGUGUUUUAUUGCUCUGUAAUUACCUGAAUUAUGCAAAUGAUUUUAUUUCUUCUUCCAGAGAGAUUAGUCUUAGUCUGUAAUAUUAAUUCACAGUUGUAUUGCUGAAGGAAAUAACAAGAUGAAAAAUUGGUAUUCUUGCUAAUACACGGUUUCUGUUUUUCACCUGUUGCUGUCUUAGGAAGAGAGAUACCAUCUGGUUUGUUGACUGGACUGGAAAUUUUAGAUUUCUGAAGGAAUAUGAUGGAGGAGUAUUCACCAGGAAUGCAGAGCACGCUGGAGCCAGUCGGUCUGUCAGAGGAGGCCUCUUACCACUCCUCAGAUAGCAAGAAGUCAUGUGAAACAUCGGGAAUGAAGGACUGCUCAAGCAUCAGUUGCACUGGAGAUGAUGUUGGUGUUUUGGAAGCAGAACCGAGGUUGUUGUCUUCAGACCGGGAUUCAGCAGCUGCUGACAUGAGUGGUGGUGGAGGCCUGACAGAAAGGCAGGAGCAGCAGUGUGCUCCUCUUGACCACAGUGAAGGGCAGGACUGCGGUGCCAAUACCUGUUCUGAAAUAAGGGUAGAAGGCUCCAUGGAAACAGGGUGCUUAUCUAAGGAAGAAUUUGGACAAGAUCCAAAAACUAAUCAGACAGAACAAUCAUUAAUAGAACUACUGCAGGAGCUAAGGGAGGAAUCGGACCUUGUGAGAAAAUCUGGUGAUAAAAUCUAUUCGGAAAGCCCUUAUGACACAGACUGCACAAAGAAGCUUAUUUCCACAAUACAACAGACUUCUUCACAGGAGGAUUUGCUGAAGGAAAUAGAAUCUGAACUCUUAUCUACAGAUUUUUCCAAAGAAUGCAAAUGUCCAAAUGGUGUGAGGAAGGGUGAACAUGCCUUGGCUGUGUUUGAUAAAUGCGUGCAAGAUAAAUACCUGCAGCAGGAGCAAACUAUAAAAAAAUUGAUUAAAGAAAACAAAAAACAUCAAGAACUGAUUUUGGAAAUCUGCUCGGAAAAGGACAACUUGAAAGAUGAAUUGAAAAAACGGUCAGAGACAGAAAAGCAGCACCUUAACAUUAUUAAACAGCUAGAAGCAAGAAUAGAAGAGCUUAAUAAAGAAGUGAAAGCUAAUAAAGACAAACUUGUAGCUCAAGAUGCAGCAGCCAAAAAUGCUAUUCAACAGUUGCAUAAAGAGAUGGCCUUUCGAAUGGAACAGGCAAAUAAGAAAUGUGAAGAAGCACGCCAUGAGAAGGAAACAAUGGUGAUGAAAUAUGUCCGAGGGGAAAAGGAGUCACUUGACCUCCGAAAGGAAAAAGAGAUACUUGAGAGAAGAGUGAGAGAUGCAAACAAAGAAAUUGAAAAGCACACUAAUAAAAUUAAGCAGCUUUCUCAGGAAAAAGGAAGAUUGCACCAGCUCUAUGAAACUAAGGAUGCUGAAGCCACUCGACUCAACAAAGAAAUUGAAAAAUUGAAAGAGGAAAUCAAUUCUCAUAUUAUCAAAGUAAAAUGGGCUCAGAACAAAUUAAAAACAGAAAUGGAUUCUCACAAGGAAUCCAAAGAGCGCCUCAAAGAUGCAACCACAAAGUUGACUCAAGCAAAAGAAGAGGCAGACCAAAUAAGAAAAAACUGUCAAGAAAUGAUAAAAACCUAUCAAGAAUCAGAAGAAAUUAAAUCGAAUGAAUUGGAUGCAAAAUUCAAAGUAACUAAAGGAGAACUAGAGAAACAAAUGCAGGAGAAAUCUGACCAGUUGGAGGUGCCUCAUGCAAAAAUAAAAGAACUGGAAGACUUGAAGAGAACUUUUAAAGAAGGCAUGGAUGAGCUUCGAACACUGAGAACAAAGGUAAAGUGUCUAGAGGAUGAGCGUUUAAGAACAGAAGAUGAAUUAUCCAAGUAUAAAGAAAUCAUUAAUAGGCAGAAAACUGAAAUUCAGAGUUUACUGGACAGAGUCAAAACUGUAGAUCGUCUGCAGGAUCAACAUCAGAGAGAUGAACAAGAUAUCAGUGCUCUAAAGGAAGAAGUAGAUGGUCUCAAUUCUCUUAUCGCUGAUCUCCAGAAAGACAUUGAAGGUAGUCGGAAAAGAGAAUCUGAGCUAUUGAUAUUCACUGAAAAAUUAACCAGUAAGAAUGCACAGCUUCAGUCUGAAAACAAUUCCUUACAGAGCCAAUUGGAUAAGCUUUCUUACAGUGAAAGAGAGCUGCAGAAUCAGCUGGAAUGUGUUCAGCAGGCUAAAGAUGAUCUGGCCACCAAGUUGCAGAAGGAGGAGGAUCAAAGAAAGCUGGAGGUUGAGAUGCUACAGGCUCAGCUAGCUUCAGAGCAGAAAGAACUGACAGCGCUGAAGACCCACGUGGAUGAACUGAAAGAUGAACUGACUACACAGAAGCGCAAGCAUGCAGCAAACCUGAAAGAUCUCUCAAAACAGCUUCAACUAGCACGGAGGAAAUUGGAUCAGAUUGAAAACGGUAAUUAUGACAAAGAAGUCAGCAGCAUGGGGAGCCGUUCCAGUUCAUCAGGGUCCCUUAAUGCACGCAGUGGCAAUGAGGAUCGGUCUCCAGAGAAUACUGGAUCUUCAGUGGCUGUGGAUAGCUUCCCAGAGGUGGACAAGUCUGUCUUGGUUGAAAGAAUUCUAAGACUACAGAAAGCACAUGCUCGAAAAAAUGAAAAGAUGGAGUUUAUGGAGGAUCACAUUAAACAUCUAGUGGAGGAAAUCAGGAAAAAAACAAAAAUUAUUCAGAGUUACAUUUUGCGGGAAGAAGCUGGUGCACUGUCCUCAGAGGCCUCUGACUUCAACAAAGUACACCUGAGUAGGCGGGGAGGGAUUAUGGCAUCUCUGUAUACAUCUCAUCCUGCAGAUAGUGGUCUCACGUUAGAACUUUCCUUAGAGAUAAACAGAAAGCUGCAAGCUGUGUUAGAAGAUACAUUGCUGAAAAAUAUUACACUAAAAGAAAACCUUCAAACCCUAGGAACAGAAAUAGAACGGCUUAUUAAACACAAGCAUGAACUAGAACAGAAAAUCAAGCAGACAUAACUAAAGCUUCUGUGGAAUAACUGGCAUGAAGAUACUGAAAAGGCAGGUGCUACAGACCACUAUUUUUUAACAUUUUUCCUGAAAUUUGAUUGCCUGCCAGCACAAGCAGUGUUUUGUGUCCACAGCCUUUAGUCAUGCGGGCUAUCCUUACUUUGAGAGAUCUUCAGGGUUUGGCAUCCGUGUAGUUCUGUCUACCCAAUACCAGCCUGAGGUGUUGCUGAAUUUUACUACACACUACAUCAAUCUAAAACUUUUAUUUGGAAUGACAUACAGAUGCUUUGCAGUGCAUACUGUGUUUUGAGUGAGUUGCAGUGAGACUUUCAUUUCUGCGCUGUGUAAUUAAUCAGUCUCUUAAUGAUGGAGCUUGAAAAAAUAAACCAAUUAUGUUUUAAAUGCUGUUGAACAUAUCUAAUGUUACUGAGCUUUAAGGGCUUUCAGACAUUAUUUCUUUUCUUGCAUAUUAAUUCUGAUAUUUAGAUUGAUUGAGCAUUUUUGACAAAUGCAUGGAAAAAUGCUUUGUCACAAAAUCUGUUUUUUGAGUGAUCAUGAUAUUGUUUAUUUUCUGUAUUGGAUUAACAUUCAGCUAAUCGAUUUCUUCAUUGACAAGAAGUGAAACAACAGUAAAAUUAAGGGUUUAAGAGACUUUCUGAUGCAGUUGUUAAGUAUGUGUAACAUAUCAAUUCAACAAAUCCUGUUGCCCCCAAUCUUUAGACAUAUAGAUCCAAAGAAGUCUGAUCUCAGAUAAUUGUUAAAAGUUCUCCAGCAUUCUGUGUAUUUAACAGCAUUUUAAAAGAGUUCAGCUGCCCGCUGUUACAUUGUGGUUGCAUCUGUUUUCAGAUGAAGGAAAAAAAGCUAUAUUCAAAUAGAAGCUUACUGAGUUUUCCCAUUAGCUGUGCAUAGAGCAGCCAGUGGAAGUGAUGGUAAGAAGUGGAACAUAUGCCUUGUGGGAUUUCAGUCUGUUGACUGGACUAUAAAAAUGGCACAGAAAUGAUGUGACUCCUUAAUUUUACUGUUGUGAAGAAUUAGGUGGUCAUUGUAGCAUGAACUGAAAAUGGUUUAAUUCUUUGUGUCUGAGAUGGUGAUAGUAGAAGAGGAUCAAGGUGACAAGGUUCUGGUUUCACAACAUCAUUUCAUGUUUUAAUUCCAGGAUAAGUAAUUUACAGAAUUUGAAAUGUCUAUUCCAGCAGUAGAUGCAUUAUUAGUGCAUUUAUUGCCUUUUGACCAAAAUGUAUUGACCAGUUCACACUGUAAAUACAUAUUUUGUUUUUUCUUAAUUACUUGAACUUCCUAUUAUGGAAAAAAGGUUGUGUACAUUUAUAUGCUACAGCAUUCACAUGCUCUAGCUAUUUGAAUUAGGGCACUUUGGGGGGGGGGGAGGAAGUGAGGGGGAAUCUGUCUUACUCCAUGUACAGUUUACAUCAUAUACAAAACAAGGGCUUGAAUCCUGCAGCAUACAGGGAGGGGAGUUUAUGAAAGCACCUCAUGUGCCACUGAGUCACUUGAGCGUUGUAAUGAACCAAAUUGAGCAGAAACAGCACACUGUGUAGUGUGAGUAGAUGGUACAGGAUGGUGAGACUUCCUGUUUACGUCAAAGAAUGGGUAUUUCUGAAAGUGCUUGCAGGCUCAAGACCCACUUUGUGGUCCAGAGAGCUUCCAGGGGUCUUUGGAUAGCUGGUCCCUUCACUGUCAGUGGAUUAUGUUUAGAAAUGAGGGAGCGGAAACCAAUGAUUUAGGUUCUCAUGAGCUUUGGAGAAACUGUGGACCCUUUUAAUCUGGGUGGGUUUUUAUGCAUACAAAUAUAUUUUUUUAAACUCCUGAGAGCAGUGGUUGUGCAAAAUGUUAGGGAAUUUUUACCAGCACAGUCAAGGGACUACCUCUGCUUUACUGUCACUUAAGUGAUGUAAAGAGGAAAAUUCCUGUCUCUGCUGGAACAGACUUGUCACCAACUUCUGGGAAGCUGACAUCUAAUCCUGAGCAAACAGGCAGUUGGUCUCAGCUGAACUAGACCUUCUGCUGAAGGAAAGGAUCUCGAAUGACCAAUUUGCAUGUCAAGACAGCUUAGCUCUUGUAUGCUUCCAUUUUUGUGCUCUGAUGUACCAGAUCUCUGGAUGUUUUCAGGUGUUCAGCUGAAUGACUCCAGUAUUUUAGAUACCAUGUUAAUACUGUAAUCAUUUAAUGUAUGUUCUUCAGAUGUAAAAUGUGAAUGAAGGAGAGGUGUGGUGCAGAUGGAACAAGUGCAAUGACAUUGUGGAAACUUUUAUUUCUUUUUGGCAUGGUUGUUUCUCCUUUUAAGUUAUUUUAGAACCCUAGCUAGUUGUCCUGCUAAAUGCUGCUUUCUUUCUGUAGCACUAGUAACUUUCCAGACUUUUCCCCCCUGGUUGUGGAGACAGAAAGCAGCCUAAAUUUCACUUCACUUACUGUGCUGCAUAAGGUAUUCACAUGGACCAAAGUCAUCUUCUAGAGGCUUUAUUUUAAACAUACCUGUUAGAGAUGGAAAUUUCAUUGUAGUUCACGCAUUGGCAAAUGAUUCUAUAUACAGUUAGCCCAGAAUACGACAAAUACAUGAUGGAGUCAGCCAGCAACUUUGCUUAAUGAUGUUGCUCAUUCCUGAGAGCCAGUAGUGUAUUAUCCAUGUAGAUGUUGCCAGGCCAGCUGCCUUUUAUUUUGGUGGGGUAAAUUACCAGCAGUGUAAUAUUGCUCAACACAUAUCACAAGAACACUUCUGAAAAGGUGUGUUUCUGUGGGAUGGUUCACAUAGGUGAACAGCAGUGGGUGCAAGGCUUGUUUCAUUACAUUUCACUUGCACUUUUUUGGCCACUAUUUAUAUCAUGAGCCAGAGAUAGAAAAUUGUCCUCAGAUUAAAUUAAUUUUGCUGGUGAACCAGUAAGCUAAUUUUGAAGACAGCCUGGAGCAGUUAGCUUACAUAUCUGUCACUGAAAUUCAGUGUCCAUCAGAUGUGUGAUUGCCACAGGCUUCGUCUGAAAGUUCCAAGCUGGUAGCUCAUUGUAUCCUACCGCCUGAAACAGCUGUUUCCUAAAUACUCAGGGUGCUCCUUUAAUUGAAACAUCACACAUCCAGAUGUUCUUAGAGGUCCUGCAGGAAGGCUGCUGAUGCUUUUCUACCCUCUGCAAAAUCCCUCACUGUUGUCUAAAGCUAUAUCCUCUGUACUGGAGAACACUAUUUUGUGCAGUAGAAAUCAUUUCAGUCUCCAGAAUGCAAUGGAGAUCAGUUUCUUCCUCAAAUAAGCUCUCCUUCACUUGUUGCUGGCAACACCUGUGCUAUCUCCAGCUACUAAAACUGAAAUUUAUGCUUUUGAAAUAGCUUUCAUUACAAGAUUUUAGUUCUUAGCUAAAAAUUAAAUAAUAGCAUAUUUCUGGCUUCCACUGAAUUGACUGUAAAGGUGAGCCCGUAUGCUGCAGGGAACCUGCAGGAAUCCAGGGAGGCGUUCAGAGCUCAAAGCCUGACAUGUCCUUUAGGAAUGUAUGGACUUGGAUCCUUCUGGCCGAGUAUAAACAACUGUGAUGGGAAAUGCCAACGGUAGGUGGCGCUAGAAAUCAGAUUUACCCUGUCUCCACAACCACCUGCAACCUUUUCGGGGGGCAGACAGCUGAGCUGCAGAGGAGGGAGUUGGGUGGCAUUUAAAGCUUUUCUAAGAUGGACGGCGUUUCUUUCCCAUUUUCAUCUUCUAACUGAAACUAUGUUAAAUCUUCCAAUAUAUAUACGUAUGUUGUCUGAGUAUACAGAGUGUCUAUUGAUUAAAUUUUGUAGAUACUUGUUUCUGUAUAAAGUUUUUGAAAAUAUCACUAUACAUUCUGUAUAUACUGUACUUUGAAAUAAUAAACAUACAAACACAUGAAAGUUGA